This is a messenger RNA of Diaporthe citri, 918 nucleotides long. RefSeq lists its product as uncharacterized. The transcript has 2 exons. The record is from RefSeq and is a predicted model, not a curated record. Gene Ontology annotation, molecular function: 3'-5'-RNA exonuclease activity. NCBI's taxonomy places the organism in Eukaryota, Fungi, Ascomycota, Sordariomycetes, Diaporthales, Diaporthaceae. The coding region runs from base 1 to 918 and encodes 305 amino acids.
AUGCUUUCAAAGACUUUUACUGCUCUGCUGCUCGGGGCGGCUCACGUACGCGCCCAGCAGCCGCUCCGGGUCAUCCAGUUCAACAUUCGCUAUGCCAACGACGAUAUCAGCAUUGGUGAUGUUGAACGGUACUGGCUUGGACUGUCAUGCGCCAGCGAUGCGACACAAUGCCGCGCACCAGGUGUCAUUACCACUCUGGUUGACCAGGCUAAUGAGGUCUCUAACGUUGCUGUCAUCGGCCUGCAGGAGGUGCUCGAGAAACAACUAAACGACAUCAUGACCUCGUUCGGCUCCGACUGGGCAAGCAUCGGCGUGGGUCGCGACGACGGAGACAAGGGCGGGGAGUUCAACCCCAUCAUCUACAGGAAGGACGUUUUCCAGGUCGAGCACUCGGAGACGAAGUGGCUCUCCAACACGCCGGACACGCCCUCCAAGGACUGGGGCUCGGGCAGCAACCGCAUCGUCACCAUCGCCGUGUUCAAGCACACGGCGACGGGCAGGCGGUUCAUCCACGCCAACACGCACCUGGACAACGCGAGCGGCGAGGCGCGGACCAACCAGAUCGGCGUGGCGGUGGACAGGAUCAAGGCCGUCGACGCGCGGUUCGGCCCGGACCUGCCGGUGGCGCUCACCGGCGACUUCAACGCCGGGGAGGCGGACGGCGCGUACACGACCCUCGUGGGCGAGAGGUACGUCGAGGACCUGUACAAGCUCGCGUCGAGCGGCCAGCGCACCGGGGAGGCGGGGACCUACACCGGGUUCAACGACGAGUACAACUCGCGCAUCGACUACAUCUGGAUCGGCCCCCAGGGCAAGAACCGGUUCUCGGUGAACGGGUACAAGACCCUGGGUAACCUUGUGAGCGGGGUCAAGAUUAGCGAUCACAGGCCCGUGAUUGGAGAUUUGACUCUGAACUAA